Molecule: messenger RNA, 306 nt
Organism: Protopolystoma xenopodis
Lineage: Eukaryota; Metazoa; Platyhelminthes; Monogenea; Polystomatidea; Polystomatidae
Source: the annotation of a GenBank genome assembly
AUGCCAGAAUACGAUCCUCCAAUGUUGACGCAUGUUUAUGCAUGUGUUGAUGUUUACGCUCAGACCUCCUCCUCUAGCGCCCAGCUUCUUCCUGCUCGCUUUCCCACUACCUCUCUUCAAGCCACAAAUCGUACCCGUUCAACGGUUCUACACUGGUUCCUUCUGUUCAGGAUGCUGACUAUUUCGUUGAUUUCUAUAAACUACCCGCAGCCGGUAAAACGCCGUGCUCUGUACCAUCUAAUCAUGUGUCCUCAAUCAGCCACAUUUUCAACCAGAUCUGAUUUUUCAGCCAAUAUACCUUUUUAG